UCUUCACCAAAGGAUGUGGGUCAGGACCAGUUUUAGUUGAGUGCUGUUUUCAUGAGGAGAGUCUGGGAGGCAGCGUGAGCUUUUCUGACGGACGCUCACCUUUAGGGAUUUAGUGACUUCACUACUUAGGUGAUGUGGACUCCAAGGACUGAAACAGGACCAUGGAGAGCAGUGGAAGAAAGGAGGACUAAACUAGGAAUCCAGACCCAUCACUCUGAAGGCAUGUUUGGCUAAGAUGGCUGAAAAGCUUGAAGGGCCAACUCUAAAAUGAAAAGACACUUAAAGUGUUGCGUUUUUCCCUAGUGGUGCUGUGUACAUGCACACCCUGUAUGUCUGCAUCUCAGACCUACUGUGUGCACAAAGUACAUCAUUAUUCAAGUAUAGUAUAUUAAGAACUUGAUUUUAAAAGUUUUUUUUUUUUUUUUUGCUUGUUUUUACAGCACUGAAUAUCAAAUUCAGGACCCAGAACUGAGCAAUGCUCCUAGUUCUGAUUCUUUAUUCUCAGAUUUUUUUUUUUUAAGAGAAUGUCUGUGGUGCACUGUUUGCCCCAUGGGUGGUUCCUGGAUCAUCUCUCUUUUAUUAACAAGGUAAACUACCAACUUCGCCAGCAUCAAGAACCUUCUUGCGGUAGAAACAAGCCCACUUCCUCCGUCUACCGGGAUUCUCUUCAGCUGCAUCCAGUGUCUCCUGCCACAGGCUUUGCCCCUGUGCCAGGCAGUGAGGACAGAGAAAACUGUGAAAUGAUCACCCAGAAAUAUGUUUUCCGAUCCGAGCUAUUUAGUGUCACCAAACCUUACAUAACUUCGGCUGUUCUCAAUGAACGCCAGCAGAGGAACAAAAAUGAACAUCUAGUGACCGGCGACAAACAAGUCUCCAUUUCUAUUGGGAAGAAGCGUAAAAGAUGUAUUGCUUUCAAUCAAGGUGAAUUGGAUGCCAUGGAGUAUCAUACAAAGAUCAGAGAGUUGAUUUUGGAUGGAUCUUCACAGUUAAUCCAAGAAGGACUCAAAAGUGGUUUCCUUUAUCCACUUGUUGAAAAACAGGAUGGAAGUAGUGGAUGCAUUGCUUUACCGCUUGAUGCCUGCAAUUUGUCAGAAUUAUGUGAGAUGGCAAAGCACUUGCCCUCCUUGAAUGAAAUGGAGCCUCAGACACUGCAGCUGACGGAAGAUGAUAUGUCAAUUACAGAGCUGGAUUUAUCUUCACAGGUCAUUGAAAACAACUGUAGCUUUUCUAAAAUGAUUACUUUAAUGGGACAGAAAUACUUGCUGCCACCAAAAAGCAGCUUUCUUUUGUCUGACAUUUCUUGUAUGCAGCCACUUCUUAACUGUAGUAAGACAUUUGAUGUAAUUGUGAUCGAUCCGCCAUGGGAGAACAAAUCGGUUAAAAGAAGUAACAGGUACAGCUGUUUAUCACCACAGCAGAUCAAGCGAAUGCCCAUCCCGAAGCUGGCUGCUCCCGGCUGUCUGGUCGUUACUUGGGUGACCAACAGGCAGAAGCACCUGCGUUUUGUGAAGGAGGAGCUAUAUCCCUCGUGGUCUGUGGAGGUCAUUGCAGAAUGGUACUGGGUGAAAAUCACAAAUUCAGGAGAAUUCGUGUUUCCUUUGGAUUCUCCACACAAAAAGCCUUAUGAAUGUCUUGUACUGGGGAGAGUUCGAGAAAAAGAUGCUUUAGCAUUAAGGAGCACAGAUGUAAAAGUGUCCCCUGUUCCAGAUCAGAAAUUGAUUGUCAGUGUGCCCUGCGUUCUCCACUCACACAAGCCACCUCUGGCCGAAGUUCUGAAAGACUACAUCAAGCCUGGUGGGGAGUGUUUGGAAUUAUUUGCUCGAAGUUUACUGCCAGGUUGGAAAUUCCUAGAUGUGGAAUCAUCUGGUGGAGAAACUGUUGUGUCUGGCCUCUUUCACUUAGCAUUUAAUAAAAGCAUUGAUACUGUUUAUAAAUUGCUCACCCUUUACCUAGGAGAUGGUUAGACUGAAAUUACUUUGACAGCUUCACUUAGUUUACUCACUCAUUUCGUCAGAAAUUACUUCUGGGGUUUGUUCAGCUGUUAGUGAAUGGCUAAUAUCAGAAACUCAAUUUUGUGUUUGAAGAUGUACCCUAAUUUGCCACUUAAAAGGAAAAUGGCAUUGAACUUGAAGCAAGCUUUUCCGGAUUUCAUUUGAAAUUAUUCUCAGCUUCUUGUAUUUACAGAUUUUUUUGUGUGUGCGCGUGCGUGUGUGUGUGUGUGUGUGUGUGUGUGUGCGCGCGCGCACGCGCGCGUGUGUGUGUGUGUGUAGUUUUGUGGAAGCAUUUGUUAUUAGCAUAGUUUUGGAAUUUUUUUCUCCAUGAAUAUUAGUCCUGAAAAGGAAUUUUUACUCAA
Psammomys obesus (fat sand rat) is the source of this 2353-nucleotide messenger RNA. It is a transcript of the gene Mettl4, whose product is annotated as methyltransferase 4, N6-adenosine. Bases 525 to 1964 code for a protein of 479 amino acids. Gene Ontology annotation, molecular function: site-specific DNA-methyltransferase (adenine-specific) activity; RNA methyltransferase activity; nucleic acid binding. Gene Ontology annotation, cellular component: nucleus; cytosol; RNA N6-methyladenosine methyltransferase complex. The record is from RefSeq and is a predicted model, not a curated record. Lineage: Eukaryota; Metazoa; Chordata; Mammalia; Rodentia; Muridae. The transcript is spliced from 10 exons.